Messenger RNA from Ordospora pajunii, 2529 nucleotides. Its product is annotated as sin3 family co-repressor. Gene Ontology annotation, cellular component: histone deacetylase complex; chromatin. Gene Ontology annotation, biological process: negative regulation of transcription by RNA polymerase II. NCBI's taxonomy places the organism in Eukaryota, Fungi, Microsporidia, Ordosporidae. The record is from RefSeq and is a predicted model, not a curated record. Gene Ontology annotation, molecular function: transcription corepressor activity. The coding region runs from base 1 to 2529 and encodes 842 amino acids. The transcript has a single exon.
AUGCCAAGGAGCCAUGAUAAGAGUCUCAGUAACCAGGAUGAAGAGCGUUGGAGCGAUUCAGGAGUUGUUGAUGGGGACGGCGAGGGCUUGGAUGGAAGUAAGGAAGACUGGGAGAAACGAGCUCAGGAGGAGGAUUGUGAAAGUGUAGGUGAAGCCGACAAGGUGUUGCUUCCAAAGGGAUCGCAAGCAGAAGUGGAUCUGAACGAGGCGAUUUCGUAUUUGAACAGAAUUCGGGAGGAUUAUUCUGAUAAGAUAGAUGUUUAUGAUAACUUUGUGGAGGUGAUGAAGGAUUUCAAGUUUGGGAAGAUUGAUGCACAAGAAGCAUGUAUGAGUGUGAGAGAGAUAUUGAAAGAGAAGCCGCAUCUUAUUGUACGUUUUAAUGGAUAUCUUCCGAAGCAUCUGAGGAGUGCAGAAGAUAGAGCUGAAGGAGAGGCAAACAUCAAGCCUGAUAAACGAAAAAGAUUAACUACACGAAGCAAGCAAGAUACAGAGAAUGCAAUGAUUGCGGCAUGCAUAAAUGAUGGAAUGGCGGAAAGCGAUGAGGUGUAUGUGAAGUACAGGGUUGAUGAAAGUCGGAAUGCCAAGGCCCCUGUAAUGAGUCGAUUGGGUGAAGUGUAUGACGGGCAAGGUGGAAAGGAAGUACCUGAAGAAGCAAGCGCGGGGUUUAGGAAGGCAGAGGAGUAUGAGAAGAUGAAAGCCAAGCAGGCACAUGACUUUAUACAAAAAGUGAAGAAGCGAUAUUAUCAGAAUCCAAGUAUAUAUAGGUCGUUUGUAGAGCUGCUUCAAUCGCACCAGGUGAAGAGUGGGAUGUUUGACCGAAUGAAAGCGGAGGUGAAUAGUUUGCUGUGGGAAAGCCCUGAUCUUUGCGAGGAUUUUGAAAAGAACUUUGUUCCGUUGAAGCGAGCAGGAAUGAAUGGCGAAAAGGAUGUUCUGCAGCGAAUCAAGGAUGUGCUGAAAGAUAAGAAUCUUCUGGACGACUUCCUAAAAUGCAUUAAUUAUUUUAAUCAAAAGUUUAUUAGCGAGAGGGAUCUGAUUGCUCUUGUGGAGCCGUUGCUAAGGAAUGAAGAGCUGGUGAGGGGAUUUAAGGAGUUUAUUAAUUAUACAGAGGUGGGGAAAGAGGUGCAUAGAGCGGAGCGAUACAAGAGGGAGGAGGGAUCAUAUAAGAUCCUUGCGGAGGAGAUCAAGUGCAGCAAGUAUCAGGAGGGAGUUGCAAAGGAGGUUCUUAAUUUUACAUGUAUAAGCUGUCCGAAGUUUGAGUCUGAGGAUUCGAAUUAUGUGUUUCUGAAGCGGAAUGUGCAUGAGGAGGCGCUGUUCCGGAUUGAGGACGAGAUAUCUGAGGCGGAUAUGGCAAUUGAGAGGAUACAGUAUUUUGUGAGUGUGCUUGAGCAGGUUCUUGCAAGUAACGAGGAGAGUGAGAUUGGGAUGAAGGAUAUAAGGAUGUCGCCUGGGGUGAUGAAGGAGGUUUUGAAGGGGGUGUAUGGACGAUCUGCGGCGGAAGUGCUUGAAGGGAUUUUGAUGAAGCCACAGGUGGCUAUUCCGAUAGUUAUAAAGCGACUGUACAUGAUGAACAAGAAGCUGAGGUUUUGUGUGAGGGAGCGAAGGAAGGUAUGGAAGGAGGUGAUUGAGCGGAACUAUUACAAGGCGCUGGAUGCAGUUGGGCCGUCGUAUAAAGCAAGCGAGAAAGACAUGUUUACGAUGAAAAGUAUUGCCGAGAGCGCAGGAGAAGGAGUGAGUGUGCAUAUUAAUGAUUAUGAGGUAUUGAAUGACGUGAGGCGCUUGUGUGAAGUUUAUAUUGAAGCAAGUCAAAUGGAUAAUAAGAAGACAGCUGUGGAUGAUUUGUUGAGCAUGCUGAAUGAGGUAUUUGAGAAGUAUGUGCAGAAAGAUUUCAUGAUUGUUUCUGAGUUUCCGCUGUUUUGUAUAUAUAGAUUUGUGAUUUUUGCUUAUGAAAGAAUAGCUGAAGUGAAGAGGAUGAUUUUUGAAGGAUUUGCUGGUGAAGAGAUGGAUAAUAAGGAAAAGAAGUUGAUUUAUAUGAAGUUGAUGGAUUUAUGCACUGAUUUCAUGAAGAAAGAAAUCGAUGGAUAUAAUUUUGAGGAAGGAGUUCGUGAGAUUACGAGGUGCAGGGGAUUUAGACUAUAUAACCUGAAGAAGAUGAUAUCCCGAAUAGAGAAGGAGAUUGUCUCGCUGGUCGAGAGCAGAUAUUUGAAUUCGUGUGAUUGGAAAGGGAAUGAGAUGAGCAGUGGAUUGUAUAGUCUUAGGAAGGAGGAUAAUUUUUUAGAAAUCAAAAUGAUUAAGCAUGAGUCGGGCGAUAAUUGGAAGGAAUAUGUCAGGAGAUUUGAGCACUUGGCGUCUUGCCUAGAUGGUAAGGUUGAAGGUCCGUUCAUGAAACGAGGUUGUAGAAAGGCACCAAUUGUAGGAUAUCUGGAGCAGAAUCUCAAAGUGAUUCUCAAUCCGGAGACCUACGCUAUGAGGUAUGUGUUUGGAUCUGAGAUUUUUUAUGUUAACCUGAAAUCGUAUCUGAAGAAGAUGUAA